Molecule: messenger RNA, 1032 nt
Organism: Aspergillus brunneoviolaceus CBS 621.78
Lineage: Eukaryota; Fungi; Ascomycota; Eurotiomycetes; Eurotiales; Aspergillaceae
Product: 40S ribosomal protein eS26
Exons: 5
Coding region: 243-602 (119 amino acids)
Biological process (GO): translation
Cellular component (GO): cytosolic small ribosomal subunit; ribosome
Molecular function (GO): structural constituent of ribosome; mRNA binding
Source: RefSeq, a predicted model, not a curated record
AAACGUUACUGCCUAAGGCGUGAAGAUACUGCCCCACAUCAGCCACACUUCCACACCUCAGGCACUCAACAGGUCCCAAGGCAUCAAGGCACAAAUCCUGGGAAGCCUCAAUCCCGUGACCCGCCUCGCUUAAGGGCAUAGGGCUCCCACACAAACCCGACACAACCUCAUCCCGAGUGAGCGAGAGACCCCGGUGCCUUUACGACGACAACCAACCCCGAUAACCAAAAAAAUCCGUCAAGAUGGUCAAGAAGAGGGCGAACAACGGUCGCAACAAGAACGGCCGCGGCCACGUCAAGCCCGUGCGCUGCUCCAACUGCGCGCGCUGCACCCCCAAGGACAAGGCCAUCAAGAGAUUCACCAUCCGCAACAUGGUUGAGUCCGCUGCCAUCCGUGAUAUCUCCGACGCCUCCGUCUUCACUGACUACGCCGUCCCCAAGAUGUACCUCAAGCUGCAGUACUGUGUCUCCUGCGCUAUUCACGGCAAGAUCGUCCGUGUCCGCUCCCGGGAAGGUCGUCGCAACCGUGCCCCUCCUCCUCGCAUCAGGUACAACAAGGACGGCAAGAAGCUGAGCCCCCCUCAGGCCGCUAAGGCCAACUAAGGGAAAGGAAAUGGAAUGAAUCAUUAAUCACUUUUUUUUCCUCGAAAGAGAACAAAAAUGGAAUUAGUUUGAAAAAGGGCCAAUUCCUACUCGGCGUAACGCUUUUCUCUCGAUCAUGUGUGCUUGAUGAAACCAUCUUUUUCUUUACUUUUCAAUGAACGGGAUUCAGUUACGGGGUUUGAAAAAAAAAACGGAUUAUCAAAAGUUUAAGGGACUCUCAGGAGAUAUUGUAGAUACAUCAGAUAUUGGCCCGCAGACAAAGGAGCCACGCAGUCGCAUCUCUUCCUCUUUGGAAGACAUCGAUAUUGAAUGUUUCCAUUCGGGUAAAUGCUUUAGCUACUGCCUUUGGCCCUGUAUUGCAUGUGUUGAUCAGAACAUGCUAGGCUUGCCAUGUUCUCUCAAUAUAAGCAGUCUACCCGGACUCAAGGGU